AUGGUUGCUCUGGCCUUCACAUUGAGAAGUAGUACCAGUCCCGGCCAGAUUGGAGCGCCAUUGCUAAAAGUUAAACCGCUCAUUGCUUCAACACCAACAGAAAACCAGCCUGGUGAAGAUGUGAUAUCACCAACAAACUGGCCCAAUGCAGAUGAAAUUCAAUUUGAGUCUGUGUCGGCAUCAUACGAUGAUGUAUUUAUGGUGCUGGAAAAUGUCAUAAUGCAGGUCAAGCCUGGUGAAAAAAUCUGCGUCUGCGGUCGUAGCGGUAGCGGGAAGAGUUCCCUUCUUCUCACUACCCUCCGCCUGCUGGACAUGUCGACGGGGCGCAUAAUAAUCGAUGGUGCAGACCUUGCUACCGUUCCGAGACAUGAAACCAGAUCACGAAUCAUCACGAUUCCCCAAGACCAAUUCGUUCUCACUGGUUCUGUUCGUCUCAAUGCAGAUCCUUCUGGGACUAUUCUCUGA
This is a messenger RNA of Ophidiomyces ophidiicola, 465 nucleotides long. RefSeq lists its product as uncharacterized. The transcript is spliced from 2 exons. Gene Ontology annotation, biological process: transmembrane transport. Bases 1 to 465 code for a protein of 154 amino acids. Gene Ontology annotation, molecular function: ATPase-coupled transmembrane transporter activity; ATP hydrolysis activity; ATP binding. NCBI's taxonomy places the organism in Eukaryota, Fungi, Ascomycota, Eurotiomycetes, Onygenales, Onygenaceae. The record is from RefSeq and is a predicted model, not a curated record. Gene Ontology annotation, cellular component: membrane.